AUGGCGCUGUCGAGGCGCCAUCGCCGCCUGAUCACCGGCGAGGAGUUCCGCCGCCUCCACUGCCGCCACGGCGCGCCCCUGCCGCGCCCGCACGUCGCCUACGUCGCCACCGCGGACGUCGUCGCCCACCGCGACACCGCCGGCCGCGUCGACUCCCUCGAGAGAUGGGCGCACCAGCGAGCCGCCCGCGGCUUCUCGACCGGGGCCUUCGCCUCGCAGUCGAGCUACGACGCGGCGCCGCACCGCUCGUUGAGUUACCAUGGCUUCCACGUCGCCGGCGCCGCCGCCGCUGCCGGCCGUCGAGGCGGUACCAACCCGAUGCGAGCGCUCGCCGGCCAGAAGUACGACAACCACAAGUACGUCGGCACGUGCAACGGCGUCGUACUCCUCGCCGACAAGGAGCCCUCCGUCGGCUUCCUCCUGAACCCGGCUAUCGCCGACGGCGAGAGGAAAGUCUCCGUCGUCCCUUCCUCGCCGGACAAUGACACGAAGUAUCACAUCUCGGGCUUCGGCUACGGCCCAAGGACAAGAACCUACAAGCUACUGCUUUGCAAGCACAAGAGCGUCGCCAACUUCAAAAGACUCAGCAAUGGCGGCAUAGCACGCGUUCCCGGUGCACCUUACUACCUAUGGCGAGCUGACGAGUUGGUUGUUUACUCGCUCGGCGGCGGCGCGGCGGAGCAGCCGCGAACGGUGCUCGCCGGGCUGGACGGCGACAUGAUCCACUGCCGCUCGCUUUACAUGGACGGCACGGUGUACCUCCUCAACGCCGACAAGGAGACGGUCCUCGCCUUCGACGUCGACGACGAGACCAUCGCCUCCAUCGCCUUGCCCGGCGAGCGCGUCGCCGGUGGCAAGCCGCGGUCGCACCUCAAAUCGUAUCUCAUGGAGAUGUCCGGGCGCGUGUGCGUGGCGACUGUCGACGACGGCGACAGGGAAACCAACGCCGUGUGGCUGCUCAUCACGACCGAACGCCGGUGGGAGCGGCGGUGCGCGUUCCGCAACGACUGGUACUGGCCGGCGACGGUCGCCGGCGUCUGGGACUGCGGCGGCGCGCUGCUCAUCGCCCUGCAGGCCCACGACGAGAGCUCCAUCUUCCUCUACGACGACGCGACGGGGGAGGUGUUCCACCUGAACUCGCCGCCUCACGCGUCGCCGGAGAAGAGCGACUACCGAAUCUGCUGGGGCUACAAGCCGACGCUCGUGUCGCCGGCGAGCAUCGCGGGCGAGGCGAGCCAGGACGAGCGGCGGCGCCGCGACGUGGCGGCGGAUGUGCUCGCCGCCGUGAAGCCCGUGAGCGAGGCGCACGAGCGGAAAGGUCAGAAAGCGACCCUGCACACCGUCUGCUUCAUGGAGUUCUUGGUCGGCGUCAUGCGGAAGCUCCCCAGCGAGUUGCACCACGGUAUCGCGGAUUUAGAUCAGUUUUACUGAUCCCUUUUACUGUGUUUGCAAUCCUGAGUCACCAACCCCUCUUCGUUGUAUUCCGCGCGCACGCUUUUCAAACUGCUAAACGGUGCGUUUUUCGUAAAAAGUUUCUAUAUGAAAGUUACUUAAAAAAAAAUCAUGUUGAUCCAUUUUUUUAAAAAAAAAUAGUUAAUACUUAAUUAAUCACGCGCUAAUGGACCGUUCUGUUUUCCAUACACGCUAUGCACAUUGGGAACCUAGGAUUGCAAACACACCUACAUGUUUUGCUGCAAAAUUUGAAGUUGAUACUUGAUUCGGGCUCCUUUUGGAAAUGUUUGGAAUUCAGUAGGGAUCACAUGUACUCCCUCUGUCCCAAAAAAAGGCAAAACCUGGGUUUCCAUGUCCAACUUUAACUGUCCGUUUUAUAUAAAAAAUUUUUAUAAUUCGUAUUUUCAUUGUUGUUAGAUGAUAAAACAUGAUUAGUAUUUUAUGCGUGACUUGUCUUUUUAAUAUUUUUUAUAAUUUUUUUAAAUAAGACGGACGGUAAAACUCUAGACACAGAAACCAUGGUUUGUCUUUUUUUUUUUUGGACGGAGGGAGUAAUAAAGUAGAGUUCAUUUCCUGUAGGAACCAGAGAAAUUCUCUGGUUCUGAAUUAGUACCUCUUAAAUUCCCUGUUCUGAAUUACCUUUAUUGUUCAUUUGAACCUUAGCAGGCAUAAUAAAACCGAAUAUGCAC
Oryza sativa Japonica Group (Japanese rice) is the source of this 2141-nucleotide messenger RNA. RefSeq lists its product as uncharacterized. The record is from RefSeq and is a predicted model, not a curated record. NCBI's taxonomy places the organism in Eukaryota, Viridiplantae, Streptophyta, Magnoliopsida, Poales, Poaceae.